AUGCCGAGGGAGAACGAGCCGCCUCCUCGCCCUCUGAAGCUCCCGGACGGGAGCCUGGCCUAUGAGGUAGAGUCAGUCGUGGGAAUCCGCAAGACAGAGGGUGGGAAGAGCGAGUAUCUCGUGAAGUGGGUAGGAUACCCAUCGAACCAGAACAGUUGGAUCGAGGAGGAGAAUUUGCCCGCAUACUUCAAGGACAACCUGGGAUGGAAAUACUCCGAUCCAACGGCUGACUGA
This is a messenger RNA of Guillardia theta CCMP2712, 234 nucleotides long. RefSeq lists its product as hypothetical. Bases 1 to 234 code for a protein of 77 amino acids. The record is from RefSeq and is a predicted model, not a curated record. The transcript has a single exon. Lineage: Eukaryota; Cryptophyceae; Pyrenomonadales; Geminigeraceae.